Durusdinium trenchii is the source of this 983-nucleotide messenger RNA. The record is from the annotation of a GenBank genome assembly. Lineage: Eukaryota; Dinophyceae; Suessiales; Symbiodiniaceae.
UCUUAGCACAGUUCCACCCAUUAGUGAGGGGACUCCUCUACCAACCAUGUGAAGAGGAUGCCUGUACAGACUAGUUUGGAUCCAGGAUUAGGAUGGUCCAGGAUGGGCCCCCUAUUUGCAUCCGUUGCCGGUCGCUGCCAUUUGGGGCUCAAAGGCAGGCCUCAAAAAGUCACUCUGAGAGAGACAUGAGGUGGUUCUGAUUCUCAGGCCUUGCACAUGGCGAUGUUGGCCACUUGGGCCUUCUGCUUGCUUACGUGUUCACUCGCGGUCCGCGAGGAGCUGGUCGUGGACUCAGUGGAUGCAAGAAGGGCCACCGCAGCGCAACUGCGGACAGUCCCUGUCCAAGUCAAUGUGGCCCUGCGAAAGGCCAAGGGCCGAGUCGCCCGGCAUGUGAUAGUCUUGAAAGAGCACUUGAGGGAAUUGGCAGCAAAGAAGAAUGCUGCAGAAGAAGCUAAAAGGAAGAAGAAAAAGACCUUAGAGGCCAUCGAGUCACACACGGCAGCCUUUGGCCGCCAUGCGGCACGCACGCGAGAGAGCUUAGCUGCGCUGGAGGAGGCGUUGGCCUCCCACGACGAGAAGGGUCUUCAACUGAAGAAGGCGAAGGACCAGUGGAAGGACUUGGAUGGCCAGGUCCAAGUCCUAGAGGGGGAACUGACGAAGGCCAAAGAAAGGGCAGAGGCCAAAAUGGAAGAGAUGACGGAGCAGCUGCAAGCCCAAGAAGCUCAAGUUGAAAAGGUGAAGGCCCUGGAGAUCACACGCAACCGCCAGACGUGGGCUGCUCGGUGAGGAAUUCGUUGAAACGUUCAACCCACACCAGGCCGAGCGGGAUGAGGCCGAGAAGGCGAUGGAGGAAAAGGAUUUGGAGCUUCAGAAGGCGAAGACUUGGAGAGGGCAAAUGCUUGAGGCCCACGACAAAGCGGAGGCAGAGAUGCACGCAGCUCGAAAAGCCUUGGAUGAUCACCAGAAGCAACUGGACAACGCUG